Molecule: messenger RNA, 3505 nt
Organism: Gadus macrocephalus (Pacific cod)
Lineage: Eukaryota; Metazoa; Chordata; Actinopteri; Gadiformes; Gadidae
Gene: tomm70
Product: translocase of outer mitochondrial membrane 70 homolog A (S. cerevisiae)
Exons: 12
Coding region: 56-1801 (581 amino acids)
Molecular function (GO): protein binding
Source: RefSeq, a predicted model, not a curated record
CUCGCAGAGCUCCAGAAGAAGAGCAGAGCUACACACGGAGCUGUCACGGUGGAUCAUGGCCGCAUCCAAGCCGGUGGAACCACAGUCUGCAGCCGGCCUACCGCGCUGGCAAUUGGCCUUACUAGUCGGGACCCCAAUAGUGCUCGGAGUAGGGGCCGUUUACCUCUGGAACAGAAACCGAUCGAAGAAGGACCGAAAGGGGAAGGGAAAUGGUGAACGAAAGACUCCAGAAGGCAGCGCUAGCCCCGUACAGGGCCAAGACGGCCAAGCACGGGCCAACCGGGAGCUGGAGAACAUGACUCCCCUGGACCGGGCCCAGGGAGCCAAGAACAAGGGCAACAAGUACUUCAAGGCGGGGAAGUAUGACCUGGCCAUCCACUGCUACACAGAGGCCAUCUCCCUCUGCCCAACUGAGCAGAAAACGGACCUGUCCACCUUCUACCAGAACAGAGCGGCUGCCUACGAACAGCAGAUGAAGUGGACGGAGGUGGUGCAGGACUGCUGCCAGGCGGUGGAGAUGAACCCCCGCUACGUCAAGGCUCUGUUCAGACGCGCCAAGGCCCUGGAGAGACUAGACAACAAGAAGGAGUGUCUGGAGGACGUGACAGCUGUGUGCAUCCUGGAGUCCUUCCAGAACCAACAGAGCAUGCUGCUGGCCGACAAGGUGCUCAAGUCCCUGGGCAAGGAGAAGGCCAAGGACAAGUACAAGAACCGUGAGCCACUGAUGCCGUCGCCGCAGUUCAUCAAGUCCUACUUCAGCUCCUUCACGGAUGACAUAAUCUCUCAGCCGCUGCAGAAGGGCGAGAAGAAGGACGAGGACAAGGACAAGGAGGGCGAGGCCGCAGAGGUCACCGCAAGCUCUGGCUACCUGAAGGCCAAGCAGUACAUGGAGGAGGAGAACUACGACAAGAUCAUCAGCGAAUGCACCAAGGAGAUCGACUCGGCAGGCCGCUACACCACGGAGGCACUGAUCCUGAGGGCCACCUUCUACCUGCUGAUCGGGAACGCCAACGCCGCCCAGCCCGACCUGGACCGCGUCAUCAACACACAGGACGCCAACGUCAAGCUGCGGGCCAACGCGCUGAUCAAGCGCGGCAGCAUGUACAUGCAGCAGCAGCAGCCCAUGCUCUCCACGCAGGACUUCAACAUGGCCGCCGAGAUCGACAGUCACAACGCCGACGUCUACCACCACAGGGGACAGCUGAAGAUCCUGCUGGACCAGGUGGAGGAGGCGGUAGGAGACUUCGACGAGUGCAUCCUCCUGCGACCAGACUCUGCUCUUGCCCAGGCCCAGAAGUGCUUCGCUCUCUACCGGCAGCAGUACACAGGGAACAACCCCUACCAGAUGCAGACCGCCAUGGACUGCUUCGAGGACGUCAUCCGGCGCUUCCCCAAGUGUGCCGAGGGUUACGCCCUCUAUGCUCAGGCCCUCACUGACCAGCAGCAGUUUGGAAAAGCAGAUGAGAUGUAUGAUAAGUGCAUUGAGCUGGAGCCAGACAACGCCACGACAUACGUCCACAAGGGGCUGCUGCAGCUCCAGUGGAAACAGGAUGUGGACCUUGGCCUGGAGCUCAUCAGCAAGGCCAUCGAGAUCGACAACAAGUGUGACUUUGCCUACGAGACCAUGGGGACCAUUGAGGUCCAAAGGGGUAACCUGGACAAGGCAAUAGACAUGUUCAACAAGGCCAUCAACCUGGCCAAGUCUGAGAUGGAGAUGGCCCACCUGUACUCCCUGUGUGACGCCGCCUACGCCCAGACCGAAGUCGCCAGGAAGUACGGUCUCAAGCCGCCCACGCUGUAACCGUGGUUACACACGUCCACCGUCAAUCACAAUCCUCCCGCAGCUGAGCCUGGUUUUUGUUUAUGAAUUCAAAUGCGACCGUUGACGUUUUAGUGUGUUGACGAUGGAAACAGUUCUGGGUUAGGAACCGCUUGUGUUUACAUCCAAUCUGAGAGGUUUUUGGUGCCGGUUGGUUCCCUUGUGACCCUGGGCUCCCCUGCCUGAGACCUGGUUUAGAGAUUGUUUCAACCUAACCAGCCUUCAGCUGGGACUUAAAUUAGACUUGCAGCACCCUGAUGUCCAUCUCUAAACCCAGGAAUUAUCUGUCAUUCUGGGGAACUCUAUUCUGUCAUUCAAAUGGUCUUUGUUCUGACAUUCAGAUUACCUCCCUUUCAUUUAGAUUAUUUGUUCCGACAUUCAGAUUAUAUCUGUCCUGCCAUUCUUAUUGUCUCCAUGCUGUCAUUCACAUUCUCUUUCUCGACAUUCAGAUUAUCUCUAUCCUGUCAUUCAUAUAGUCUCUAUCUUCUCGUACCGAUGAUCUCUAUCCUGUCAUGCAGUGUAUAUCCGUCACAAGGGCCUGUCCAGUGCUUAUGAUCUGCUUUCAAUCCAAAAGUAGAAUCCAAAACUAAAUUGGAAUCAUGCUCCCUCAAUUUGACAAGUAUUAUUCCUAAAAUACUAUGAAAGCAUUGUCUAAUUUAAUUUGGCUUGCCGAAUUGUUUAAUUUCUCUAACCUUUGCUUUCUAAUGUGUAUGUUGUCCGGCUUCAUCCUACGUUCAAACAUGACGAAGCAGAGAAUGCAAGUUAAAGACCUAUAGUCCAAUGUGUGAUGGGAGUGAUUUUUUGUUUUGUUAUAGUAAAUACUGGAAUGAAUCACUUGUUGGCAGUGCGCACGGUUUAGCCAUGAGCUUCAACAUGUUAAUGGGUCCUUUAAGUGUUAUGUUUUUUGUAUUUUUACUUUGUUUUUUGGGGGAUUGCCUAGUUUUGUUUUCUAUGCCUUGUACAGCAUGUGAUGUGGAUGCAAUGCUUGCCCUGAUGUUUUGAAACCUCAACAUAAGGAUUCUGGACUAGUCGUCAUGGCAACUGGGUUUAGUUGGGCUCGUCUCCGUUCAAUACCCGCAGUCAAACUGGGACAUAUUUUUUUUCCCAAUCCCUACAGGAUUCUGUAGCCAAUUUAAUAUUUUGUUAUUUAAUUUUUUCUGAUUAUUCUGCAGACUGGUCUUUUAAGACGGCAAAGACACACAUACACACAAACGAAUAUUAACAAUACAUUUUUACAUCCUAUGGUUUAUUGCUGGUAGGCUUAAUUCAGACCUGUUAAUAACGAUAAAGUCAUAUUGAACAAAUUACAAAGUGUUAGACUUUCUGUUAUGAUUGUAUCUAAGUAACUGAUCAGUGCUUUGGUUUGUAAUUAUAGAAUACCCAACAACAAUCUGGCCAGCACUUAUGGAAGAUGAUAUUUGAAAGUUCUUCUGUCACCAACUAAUUAAACCUACAUUCCAUUCUGAACACACGUUUAGCCGCUGUCAGUGAAAGAACCUUCAGAAUAUUAGAGGAACCAUAGAGUAAUCUUUAACAUGGAUGUGAGCCUUUGACAAUUAUGUGCAUCUGCAGAUUUCAGUAAUUUUGACGAUGUUCUGGGAAAACUUACACUAUUCUUUGAGAUGUACCACGACCAAAGUAAAAGAACAUGAAUCCUAAUAAAGUUAUAAUUACUUGAAAACAAAA